This is a messenger RNA of Aspergillus steynii IBT 23096, 727 nucleotides long. RefSeq lists its product as uncharacterized. The record is from RefSeq and is a predicted model, not a curated record. Bases 108 to 599 code for a protein of 163 amino acids. The transcript has a single exon. Lineage: Eukaryota; Fungi; Ascomycota; Eurotiomycetes; Eurotiales; Aspergillaceae.
GGCAAUGUCAUAUCGGCUGCACACGGACCGCCCAUGACGUGGACGUUCAGUUGGCGAGCAAGUUAGCAGGGGACCGUGUGUCAAGACCGGACACUAUAUACCGGGGCAUGACAAUCCAUCCUGGAAGAGGUAAUCGAACGAGGCCGCAUUCUGAAAACUCUGCAUACGAUCGGCUGGCACGAGCGCUAGGAACGGUUAAUGGGAUCAUGAUCGUCGACCGGACCUGUCCCCCCAACCGGAUGACGUUUGACAAGAGGAAUAUCAUUACUGGACGACGGAGGGGGAGACAACCGGUCGGACUUUUUGUCCGCAGCCUCGUGCAAUCCUGGCAAAGACGGGCGGGAGAAAAGCGAUCAGCUAAUAUUAAUAAUGACAUUCAGGGAUACGAAGGAGGAUUGAUUGAUAAUGGAGAAAUUGACGGAAUUACGGCGUUUGUCGCGGUGGGUCGGACUCUCGGCUUCGCUGCUCCGAGACGGGCAGAGUUGCCUGAUCCAGCCAGGCCGGAAAGAAUGGGAUUGAGAAGGGUUCCGGACAGAUCCAUGGACCUGGGCUCAACGGGCCUUCACGAGGGAAUGCAACGGACGGGAGAAAAAAAAUGAAAAGAAAAAGAAAAGGAAAAAGAACGGUUCCGAAGCCGAGCCGGUGCCUCCCUAUAGGGCAAGGAUUGCUAGUCAGUUAGUGCAGUGUUUAGUCGGACUAUCAAGCAUUGACCGCCAAGCCCGCGCCC